AUGGCCUCGUCGGUCCAGUCGGCCCCGUCGGCCCCACUACGGCCCCGCUUAGGCCCCGCUGCGGCCCCGCUACGGCCCCACUUCGGCCCCGUCGGCCCCUCUACGGCCCCACUUUGGCCCCACUUUGGCCCCGUCGCCACCGCGGCCCCGCCCACCCUUGCGGCUCGCCGCCACCUGCGACCUCGCCACCACCUGCGACCCCGCCUCCAAGCGCCCGCAACGCCGAGCAGCCAAACCGCCGGCCACCUGAGCCGCCCGACCUCCCGACCGCCCAGGAGCCGAGCCGGCCGACAGCCGAGCCGCCCAGCACCCGUUCUCACCUUUGACGGUGAGGGUCGGGCAGUGGACUUUGAGGUCUGGGUAGAUGAUCUGCUGCUUUUCCUGCAGUGUGAUAGGGCAGACGGUCUCUCCCUGUUUGACCUCACUUCUGGUGCCUCCCCUGCCCCUGCUGCUGAUGCUGACGCCAUUGUUCGCUCACAGUGGACCACACGUGACGCUGCUGCUCGCCUUGCUGUGCGCCGCCACUUACCGACCACUGAGCGUGCACACUUUAGCCAGUACAAGAGUGCUCAGACCUUGUACGACGCUGUAGUUGCACGCUACUCUUCCCCUGCCAUUGCUGCACUGAGCCGCCUCAUGCUACCGUACCUCUUCCCUGACCUUGCUGCCUUUCCCACUGUCGCUGACCUCAUUACGCACCUCUGCACUAGUGACACUCGCUACCGCUCUGCGCUUCCUGCUGAGUUCUGCGCCAAGACCCCCCCCCCCAUGUACAUCACCCUCUACUAUAUAGUCACCCGUCUCCCUGACUCUCUCCGUGUAGUCAGGGACCACUUCCUCUCUGUUUGCCCCACCACUCUCACCGUUGACCUCCUCGAGAAGGCCCUCCUAGCGAUAGAGAAGAGCAUAGUCGCUGUAGGAGCCUCUCGUGGUGACCCUCGUACCCCCGUCUUUGAGGGGUGUUCUCCCUCCCCCCUCUUGCCCUUUGUUGCCUUUGCUGCUGUGGCCGACCUCGUUGGUUUCGAGUCAGUCGGCACUGCGUCUGCCCCGAGCGGGAGACGACGCACCGACAAGGGCAAGGGGGGCAAGGGCACUAGAGGAGGUGGAGGGGGCGGUGGAGGUGGUGGUGGAGGCGGUGGAGGGAGUGGGGGUGGUGGUGGGAGUGGUGCUGGGGGUGGCGGCGGCAGCGGCAGCAGUGGAGGCGGCGGAGGCGGUGGAGGUGGCGGAGGGAGCGGAGGCGGCGGAGGCAGUGGAGGAGGCGGAGGUGGAGGAGGCGGCGGAGGCAGCGGUGGUGGAGCGAGUCGCGACUCUGCGUCAAGGAGUGGCGCCGGUGGUGGUCAGCGCCAGCAGCAGCAGCGGAGUGGUGUGACCCUCUCCCCUCAGCAGCUUCGUGAGUGGUACACUGCACGCCAGCGCGGUGGGGGUUUUGGUCCCUGCUCUUACGUUCUCCGUACCGGCGACCGCACUGGUGAGCAGUGCGGGGGACCGCACUCCACCCAGUGCUGCUUUGGUCGCCUGACGGACGCGUGGCGUCGCCAGUUCCCUGAGGCGUCAGAGAUCCCUUGCUGGGGAGAUCUGGCUAACGCCGGGGUUGCAAUCUUUGAUCUUGACUUUGAUGCUAUUCUUGCUGCCAUGUAUGCUGUUGCUGAUAGUGUUGAGGGUGCCUGUUACCUGUGUGUACCGCCUGACCCGGGCAUUGAGGCUGCUGCGCUAGGUGCUGGUGAGACUGCUGCUCUAGGUGCUAGUGCGUCUGCUGCCCCAGAUGCUAGUGCGUCUGCCGCCCCAGGUGCUGGUGAGUCUGCUCUCUCAGGUACUACGCCGGCUCAGGCCUUCCACACCUUCACCCUGGACUCGGGGGCGUCCCGCUCUUUCUUUCGAGACCGCACCACUCUUACGCCGCUCAGUCGGCCGGUUGCAGUCUCUCCCUCCCCUUCCUCCGGGGCCUGGCCCUACCUGCGUCCCCUGCGUUGA
This is a messenger RNA of Closterium sp. NIES-65, 1971 nucleotides long. NCBI's taxonomy places the organism in Eukaryota, Viridiplantae, Streptophyta, Zygnematophyceae, Desmidiales, Closteriaceae. The record is from the annotation of a GenBank genome assembly.